Molecule: messenger RNA, 4550 nt
Organism: Porites evermanni
Lineage: Eukaryota; Metazoa; Cnidaria; Anthozoa; Scleractinia; Poritidae
Source: the annotation of a GenBank genome assembly
AUGGACGUAGAUUGCGAGUUAGACAGUGACCUUUUAACGAAGUUCAGCUGUCUGGGAACGACAGACCGCGAUGUGCUUAUAAAUGAACUGCAAAGAUUGUUGGACUUCCAACUCAAUCCGUCAGGUUGUGCUUUCUUCCUUGAUAUGACAAAUUGGUAAGCCUGAUUAUCGACACUGAUUAUUACAUGUGAUUUUUCGUUCUCGAAUGUUUACAGCUUGUAUUUUCUAAAAAUUGAAAAUUCUAAUAUGUGGUUUUCUUUUAACGCCAUUUCCUUCGUCCCAAGGAAUCUACAGGUAAGCUGACAGUAAACUUAUCUUUAUUAAUAUGUAACUUACAAAAGCUUUGCUAAGCAAAAUAGGUUAAGUUUUGCUAAAAACAUGAUACAUUGUGUAUGUUUUGUUUAGAACUUAAAUAAUCUGAUAAAACAGUAUUAAUAAAUCGUCUUUUUUCGUUGGUUAUAUUUUCUUAUCAAAAUGACUACGCUGCGAAUAUUUGGGUAUUUUUAUUGUUAAUGUUAAUUUUGUGGCUAUUUAAGCUUUGAUAGGAUUCGUUGGUUAGACACAUGUAGUAAAGCAAUCAGUGUGCCACAGUGAUAAUUUGAAUAAAUUGGUGCACUUGUAAAUCACUGAAGUAGAUUUUAAUGGCUGUCUGGCAAUAUAUUUUGAAGAAUCACUCAUAAGUUCUGCACUUCAUGAUCAAAAAAUUAUGUCAGUUUAAUAAAUUUCUGUUAAAUUGGAAUUUCUAGCCAUAAACUUGCAAUACACUGCAAGGUAUAGCUAUAGUAUAAACUGUAUUUUUUUUUCUCCUGGUUGUCCAAUUUGCUUGAACACAGCCUAUCAGAUAAAGGUCCUAUUCAGUGCCUUCAUUAAAUCUAGCUAUAUGUAGUUAUUAACUGUAUGAAAGUUCACUUCAUUCAUCUUUUUGUUUUUUAAUUUCUCUUUUUAGGCAGCAGUAGGCGCAUAUUAUGAUUUUAACAGUCCCCAGGAAAAUCUUCCCAGUAUGGCGUUUAUGCGGGAUGUUACUAUAGGAGAAGGAGAAUCUGUCCCACCUAAUACAACUUUUUUAAAAACGUGGAAAAUUCAGAAUAAUGGUAAGAGGCUCAUAGUGUUCCAGCACUUUAGUUAGUUGGAAUGAGCAGAAAGAAAAAGCAAAGCUUCCAUGAAUGCCAUUUUUAUUUUACCCUUCCAAAACGAGCCUUCGCUGCUUUUGGCGUGUGGGUUCUAAGAAGGGUCAUGUGAUAUUCAAACUGGACCAUUAAGAAGAAAUGAAACAACUGGGGAAGGAUUCUUCUCACCUGAGUCCUAACCACUACCCCCACUUUCUUUUUUGUAUUUUCUUACUAACUGAGAGCCUACUUUGAACAGGCUAGGAUCUCAUACGGUAGUGUUGUUUUGAUAUAUACUACUUGUUAACCUCAUCUGUUCGGUCAUUACAGCAGACUUAACUGUAAAAAAACAUGUCACCUCAAUGAGUUGUACACUUUAGCCCACAAUACAGUCAGAUGACACUGGUCAGCAGAUGCCCUUUUUGACAGAGUGUCAAUUGACCAUAACAUGGAUUUCUAUCACUAAUGAAACUUACAGCAAAGUACAGCUUUGGAACAAGAACAUUUAAACCUGCGAUCGAUCUCACCCGGACUUGCUAACCCUUGGCUAUUACUAGCUCUGAAAGUUACUGUUUUCUUACCAGGUAAUAGUGCAUGGCCCAUUGGGGUUUUCCUAAAGUACACUUCAGGGGAUCAACUAGGUCCCAUAAAUAUGGUAUCAGUAAAACCUUUGGGUGCUGGUGAAGAAUAUGAUCUUAGUGUAAACAUGAUAUCACCUGGGAAAACAGGCAUGUACCAAGGUCAAUGGCGUAUGUGCACCCCCACGGGGCAAUAUUUUGGAGGUGAGUGAGUUGUUUACAAUAUUAUUUAAUUCAUGUUUGAGGUUAAAGAACUACAUGGUAGUACACCAGCAAACUUUCUGUGUAUAAUUUUCAAAGGUGCCAGUGGCUUUAAGGUGAUGUUACAUGAGACGAUUCGCAACAACGAAUGUAUUAGCACAAUACAGCAUUGAAACAUUGUUGCGCUUUGUUUCGAAUAGUUACAACACUGUUCCAACAUUGCAAUGCUGUGUUGUGCUAAAAGUCGUUGUUGCAAAUCAUUUCAUGUAACAUCACCUUUAGUGGCUUUUAUCUUUGCUACAUGUACAAUAUCUAUGUGAAGGGCCCCCAAAAGGGAUGUACAUGUAGCUAAGGUUUGCUUGUUCCCAGAAGAACUCAAACCUUUAUGAUAACAGACCAGGCAAAACUGAGAAACUGGAACAAAUUUACAUCUAGAACCCCAUCAUCCUGACAAAUAAUGUACUGACAUGUAGUGUAAACACUGACAGUAAUUUUGUUACCUCUGGUUCUGCAUCCUGCGUCCUGUGUCCCUGAUGCGUAAGAAUCCCCAAAGACACAAAAUUCUUCAUGGCAUAAGCGCAUGCGUCCCCUAGGAUGCAUAGAUGUAGAAAAUCCUGUUUGGUGUGAUUUCUGUGGCUGUUCUUGCGGCUGCUGUUUAACAACUCAUAUCUCUCUUACUCUUUGAUGUGCUUUACAACAGAAGGAGCAUAUUUUUUUUUCUGUAAUCUGUAAAACAGAGUUUUGGAGUCUGUGAUCCAAGCAGCUUUAACUUUUGAACUGGGACUCAUUGGUUCUGCACUAGGACUCAUGAUUUUUCACAAGAUGAGUCCCAGGACUCACCAGAUCUAUUUGUAACUAAUUCACUGCUCUGAUUUACGUUGUUAAUGGCAUUUCUGUCACUGAGGCACAGACGUCCUCUUGUGUAUUGUUCCAAGCAGUGAGGAGCAAGGAGAGAUGGCAGCUAUACUGACAAGUGACAAGCUAUUCUCUUUGAACAUCACUGUCGAUUAAUGUGCUUGAUUUCUUUUCCAGAUGUAAUAUGGGUUAUUCUUUGUGUGGAUGAAGGCGGACUUUUAGGAUUAACACAACAGCUGUCAAGUCUAGGAAGGGAAAUGAACACGCAUCAAAUUUCCAACCCAGCUUCCCCUUCUGCUAAUCCAUUUCAACUUUCAAGCACCCCCAUUGGAACGUCUCCACAACCUAUUUAUUCUGUUCCCCACAACAGUCCAGCAAAUGGCGCAUCAGACAUAGUACAUGUUUCACCCGCUAGGAGAUCUCUUUUUAAUUCUAUGGUAAGUUUAUCAAGAGAUUAUUGUCAUCUUUGCUUUAUCAGCAAGUUACUCAUGCAGGGUUCGUACAGAUCAUGGGAAACCUGGAAAGUCAUGGGAUUUAAGAAUUUUGUUUUCAAGGCCUGGAAAGUCAUGGAAUUUAAUUUUUGGUCCUUGAAAGUCAUGGAAAACUAAAGUUUUGUUUGGUAGAUUAGUUACUGCAGAGGACAAAGCAAGGAUAAAGUAAGAUAAAUAGCAGUAAUUAAACAGCAUCAACAGCAUGCAUUUUGGUGGAUACCAGAGUUUGUUUCUGUUGAACUGUUUAAGGUCAAAAAAUAUGCUAAAACAAGUAAAGUUUUGAAAAUUUUUGAAAGUGACAUCUAAACCUAAGGUCAUGCAAAACUAGAAAAGGUCAUGGAAAAAGUCAUGGAAUUUGAAGAACUUGAAAGAGUACGAACCCUGUCAUGUAUAGUGAACUUAUAUAGAGAUUGAAGAGAAGUGAUGAUGUCACAAAAUUAAAUUGUGAAAUAUUGAGGUUGGUUAGCAUAUCCAGAAAGAACAAGAUGGAAACUGUUGAUUUGUUAAAGAUCAGCCUGUUAGUGAAAAUUGGUGGGGAGAUAGACAUGUAAGCACUAGUAUGUUCCAAUGACACCAUAAAAAUCAUUUUACAUGUAAAAUAUGCCUGGAUCAUAAUUGUUAUGAUCCAAGCCAUUGUAUGUAUAUCCCCCACUCAUGUACACAAACAUGCUGAUUUCUGGCAAGAGGGCUUUUCCCUUUAGGAGUCUGUGUGGUACUUAUUUUUGUUUUGAGGAUUUCCAAAAAAAUAAAUGUGGAAUUUUGUUGUACAGUCUAACCUCUCCUUACGGACACCUCUCUAUUAUGGACAGUUCAUUUGGUCCCAGAAAUGCCAAUAAUCAUACACUCCCAACCUCUAUAACACGGACACCUCUGUAAAGCGGACAGUUUAUUUUGGUUCUGUCCCUUUGGUGUCCGUAUUAAAGAGGUUUGACUGUAUUGUGAUUUUUUUGCCAUUAUCCAAACUGAAAAAGCUCAAUGAUUUGAAACUUUUUAUUGUGUUGUGUUCAACUUUACAUUGUAUGAGUGUUACCUGGCUGCAUACAGUAAUGUUAUUUACAUGUAAGGGUAUAUGUAAUCUUGAUAUCUCUCCAACUCUACAUGUAACUCCAGCAUCUUCUUUCAUUGACCACAGUCUUUCAAGCUGUAUAUUUAAUUUAUUUUACUUGUUUUUAUAGGUAAAUGGGGACCAUCUAGAACCUCUUAUAUCACCCAGUCUACAAGUUGGUUCAGCAUUAAGUAGCAAAGAUGAAGAACGUUUAGUCAAUCAGCUAAGUGAAACAUCACUUUUACAAGACUCAGACCUGAAUAAUUCGUUAUAA